Molecule: messenger RNA, 1669 nt
Organism: Schistosoma mattheei
Lineage: Eukaryota; Metazoa; Platyhelminthes; Trematoda; Strigeidida; Schistosomatidae
Source: the annotation of a GenBank genome assembly
AUUAGAGAAACACACCUAAAAUUAAUUGAAUAUUACACUUACAUACGAAAUAAUCUACUUUAUAAAAAAAGAAAGUACAAGCCAUAUGAAUGAAAUACAUUUUAAUUUAUCAGUUACUAUACCAACUGAUCAUUUAGUUUCAACAAAUAACUUUGUAAAAUGGUUUCAUUAUUUUUCUUGUUAGAUUACUCCUUUUAAACAUAAUUCCACAAAUAUUGUAUGAUUAUGACCCAUUUUAUGGAACAUGUUUGUUUUUACUGAGAUCAAAAAGAUGAUAGAUUAUCAAGAUCCUCCUACAAAUAUAUGACUUUUUCUUAUGUAGUUAAACUAACCAAUAAGAUAUGAUUCAAUUACUCGAUUUCAAUUGGUUAAUUUUACUCAAUUUAUGGCAUUUCUAUAAACGGAUGCAUAUAGUUACUAAGUACAUAUUUAUCAUUUGUUCUAUAUUUAAUAAAUCAAACAAUUAUUAUUUUGAUCGGUGAAAAGAAUAAACAAUAUGACUGGAUCUACGAAACCGGAUCUUGAUCGUUUAGGUUAUUUUAGAGAAAUGUCUUAUGUUACGAUUGGUGAUCCAUAUACUGAUCUAGGAAAAUUUGUUUUCAAUGAAGAUUCUUGUAAAGGUAGACAACUAUAUGGGAUUAGUACAAAAUCAAAAUGUGGUUUAAACGAUGGAUAUUUUAGCCCAUACAAUCGACUAUUUAUUGGUGAAUCAUAUACGGAUAUGACAAAAAUCAAGCAUGAAGAACAUUUGAAAGAAAAAAUUAAAGAAGGUACAAAAGCAUUUCUUCCAUCUUCUUGUCCUAAACAACUUAUUGGAUCUGGAAAUUAUUGGGGUACAUUUUCAGGACCAAUUCCAUAUUUCCGUAAUGAAUUUAUUAAAUCAACUAAAUCAUCUGAUGGGAAGAAUUUUUACACCUCACCAUCUAAAAAAGGUGCUGGAUCUAGUUAUCCUAAUGUAACAAUUGGAAAAUUACCUGCUUAUGUUUCAGAACCAUAUUUAGAUAAUAUAAAUAAAACUAACAAAGAUUAUAAAAAUGCAAUACUAGGUCGUAAAAACUUCAUUCAAUGUGGAAAUAUUGACUACUUUGGUCCAGAUCCAUAUAAACAACAAAAUGGUAUUGUCAAAAAACCUCUAAAACCUACAGCAAUACAAACGAGAAGAAUUACAAUUCCGUUUAGACCAUCUAAUCCAGGUAAAGAACCAGGUGGUUACAAAGCUGGUACAUUUAAUCCUUUUCCUAAUUAUAUGCCUGAACCGUAUAUUGAUCCUUAUAAACAAAUAAAGUCUCAUCGAGAUGCUAAAGUAUUUAUUCCAUCAUCUGGAUCUAAAUCUGCUCGAUUUGAUUCAAUAUUAACAAGAAAUGUAAAUAAAACUAUAAAUUCAUCUAAUUUUGACACUAUUAAAUCUGUAACUUAUUCAUGAGAUAUUCAAGAAAGAAAAUAUUGUGAUUUAUGAAUGUUAAAUGUAUGUUACUAAUAAAUUUGUCUUCUGUCGAACUAUGACAAAUAUAAACUAUUACGGAUAAGUAUAUGAAAACACUGAAAAAUUCGAAAACAUAGUUUAUAAUGACUCUUUUAAAACAGUCUAUUAUCUAUCAAAGUAAAUAUGAUUGGUAAUUGAAUGUAUUGAAACUUGAAUGUAGUUAAAAGCUGUAUUAUUCGAUCUCGU